AUGGCCACGCAGGGGGAGUCGACGGUGCGGUCUCAUCGUUCGGCGUCCCGGGGAGGCUCUCCCAGGCUGAAACCAGAUCUUAGGCUGCUGGAGCCGCCGCUGUCGAGACGGAGGUCGGCGCAGUCGGUCUCGGGAGCGAGUCAGUCGGACGAGCAACGGUCGAUAUAUCAGCGUAUAGGCUCGAGACAGGGCCAAUCCACCAAGAGCUACUCCCCCAGAAGCCAGGGAUCGAUACCGCGAACUCAAGGGUCGGGGCCGGUGUCUGCUCGAUCAGUUCCGGCUUGGGUAAAACACGCUGGAGACGACGGAGAAGCCAAUGCUUCAGAGAUACAGCCGCAAUCACAAUCACAAUCACAGCCACUACUGCUGCCGCCGGGAGAUGCCCGGAUUGCUGACCACCACUACUCGACGACCAAGGGCAAGGAAACCGUGUUGGACGGCGGAGACGGGGAUGAAGACACAGCGAGAUAUCGGGCCUACACGCACUACACGCAGGAAUCCAGAUGGAGGACGUUCGCUCGAUCGGUGGCAUACCCUCGAGACACGACACAGCAAGGCAAGAUCGUCGAUUCGGACUGGCUCAACGAGAAUUUUGGUGACCUGUCCGGCCCGUGGAAGGGAUACGUUGAUGAAAAGGAUGCCGAGAGCGGACGGAACUCGGGCACAUUCAUACAACGGCGGAAGAGAUGGGUGAAGGGAUUCCAGUAUAGGAUCCUCCACAGUCCCAUGGUGCCGCUCAUCAUACGGCUCACGGUCUUCAUAUUCUCGGCCAUCGCCCUCUCGCUCGGGGGCACGAUCCGGCAGCUCUCGACGGAACACGGUCGACCGCAAGGGCCGUCAUCUCUCAUGGCCAUCAUCUUCGAUGCAAUUGCACUCGUAUACCUAGUCUACAUCACCUACGAUGAGUACACGGGGAAACCGCUGGGCCUACGGUCAGCCACGGCAAAGAUUCGGCUGAUAUUCCUCGACCUGGUCUUCAUCGUCUUUGCAUCGGCGAAUCUAAGUCUGGCCUUUGCUUCGUUGUCUGACGUUAACGAGUCAUGCUCUACCAGCGAUACGAACCAGGCGGUAGAUCCCAGAAACGACCUCAUCUGUGACAGGCAGAAGGUACUGGCUGCUGUCUUGUUUGUUGUGCUGGUUGCCUGGUUGAUGACUUUUAUGAUCAGUGCUCUACGGGUCAUCGAGCGUGUGGCGGCCAAGUAA
Molecule: messenger RNA, 1203 nt
Organism: Arthroderma uncinatum
Lineage: Eukaryota; Fungi; Ascomycota; Eurotiomycetes; Onygenales; Arthrodermataceae
Exons: 3
Coding region: 1-1203 (400 amino acids)
Biological process (GO): positive regulation of catalytic activity
Cellular component (GO): fungal-type vacuole; cell periphery
Source: RefSeq, a predicted model, not a curated record